Vombatus ursinus (common wombat) is the source of this 3049-nucleotide messenger RNA. RefSeq names its product serum amyloid A like 1 (gene SAAL1). The transcript has 12 exons. The record is from RefSeq and is a predicted model, not a curated record. Bases 11 to 1423 code for a protein of 470 amino acids. NCBI's taxonomy places the organism in Eukaryota, Metazoa, Chordata, Mammalia, Diprotodontia, Vombatidae.
GCCGCUCGCCAUGGACCGAAACCCGUCGCCUCCGUGGAGGGGCCAGGAGGCUGAGGCCGAGUCCGCGGCCGCGAGGGGAGACUCCAUCGGGACCACGAUUUACAGCAAGCACUGGCUCUUCGGCGUCCUCGGCAGCCUCAUCCAGCUUAUUAACCCUGAGAAAACCACGUCUAGAGAAAAUGAGGAGGAGGAACAGCACACAGAAGUGGAUGAAGAAAUGGAGAAUGAGCUUUGUAGGGUCUGGGACAUGUCGGUGGUUGAGGAUGUAGCUUUAUUUCUCUUUGAAUUUAAUGCCCCAGACAUAUUUAUGGGAGUUUUGGCCAAGACCAAGUGUCCUCGACUAAUGGAAAUUUGCGUGGGAAUUUUGGGAAAUAUGGCCUGUUUCCAGGAGAUAUGUGUGUCUAUCAGUAAUGAUAAGAAUAUUGGACAGACAUUGUUGCACUGCUUGUAUGAUUUGGAUCCUCCUACUCUGCUGGAAAUAAGCAGGUUAUUGCUAACAUGCCUUUCCCAGCCACAAGUUGCUGAUAUUUGGGUUCAAAGGAUACGGGAAAAUCCAGCUGUCUAUGACAGCAUUUGUUUCAUCAUGUCAAGCUCAACCAAUGUUGACUUGCUGGUGAAAGUGGGUGAAGUGGUUGACAAGCUCUUUGACUUAGAUGAGAAGCUAAUGGUGGAGUGGAUUAAAAAUGGCACUGCUCAGGGCCCGCACCAGUCCUCUGGGGAUUCUGAAGAGCAAGCACCACUAAAGAUUGUCCCCUGUGUACUUGAAGCUGCUAAACAGAUCCGUUUUGAUAACCCAGUAGGACUGGAAGUUUAUAUGCACAUCUUACAACUACUUACUACUGUGGAUGAUGGAAUUCAAGCAAUUGUUCAGCCUCCUGAUGCUGGAAGAGAUACUUGGAAUUUCCUUUUUGAUCUGGCCUGCCACGACUUCUGUCAGCCUGAUGAUCCACCAAUCAUACUUCAGGAACAGAAAACAGUGCUGGCUUCUAUCUUCUCAGUAUUAUCUGCUGUGUAUGCGUCACAGACUGAACAGCAGUAUGUAAAGAUGGAAAAAAAUCUGCCUCUGAUUGGCGGCUUGAUUUGGGUCUUGCACAACAUGGAGGACUGUGAGAAAAGAUCAGUGAACUUAGCAGAAGAAACUGCAAAGUCUGGUGUAACUGAGGAGGAUUUCCACUUGAAAGUUUUGAAGGAUGUCUCUUGCGAAUUACUUUCUAAUAUUUUUCAGGCAUUGACAAAGGAAAAUAUCAUUCAGGCUCUAAAGGAGGACUAUCUAAACAAGCAGACGUGUUCCUGUGCAUUUAAAAACCUUCUUCCCAUGUACCGCUCAGUGGUGGAAGGCUUCCUUAACGUCCUGCAUGAAGCUGACAAGGCUCUUGUGGAUGAUCUGAAGAAGGAUUUCCCAAGUUUGAAGGCACAGAACUAAAACUAGAACAGAACAACCCUUACUUAAGGAAAAGACUUUCCUUCCCUGGCUAAAGAAUAUGACAGGUUCCAGCCUCCAGUAAACUUUGCCUUCCUAAUGGAACUUAUAAGGGACAGCUGAGGCAGAUGGCUUGUGGAGGAGUGGUAGAGAACCCCCACGAGCUGUGACUGCCCUACUCCCCUCCUCUUUGUGUGUUGUGAUCAGGAGUAUAAACCUGCUAUUGGCUGUGGUGGUUUGUCAGCUUCAGUGGAAGUAAAUCAUGCUAGUAUUUAGGGUGUCAACAGGGAAUGCUUGCCUGAACAUGAAUUUUGUGCCAGUAUUUCAUAUGCAAGUAGGUGUUAGACCUUAAAAUCCAUUUAAAAAGGAUUUAUUUAUGGUAAUUAUGACAAUUAUCACGGUCUUUAAAUACCUGAAAAGAGGAGGUAAAACCCAUUAGAGUUUGAUGUUAGACUGGGUUUGUUAACAGGGCCAACAUUUAACAGUAUUGUGCAAGUAGAAAUGCCGCCAUGCCUGUGUGAGCACAGUUACAUCUGGAAAUCCCCCUUUACAACUUAAUUCCGGUGGCAGUUCAUAAAAUAAUUGGUUUCAAAUCACUGAGUUGUUUUGAGCAACAGUGGAUUCCUUUUAUCUCCCCUGAUUGAGGUACAGUGUAGCUGCUUGUCAGAUUUUGGCCAUGGUCCCAGUGUUAUUUGUCCUCUGGACUGGAAUGUCAGAAUUCUUCUAUCUUUGGCUUCUGUCAUUUCCACAAAUUUAAAUGGAGAACCAACAGACAUGUUUGGGUUUUGUUCAUUAUAGACUCCAAAGCCACACCCAGCAGACUUUGGUGGUGUUUUCCCUAUUCAUGCCAUGACAUUUUGGCCUACAAAUGCUAAUUUAGAUCAUAUUUUCCCUUUUGUGGCAGAGCUUUCCCACCCAGAAAAUUAAAAAAUGUUCAAGUUAGCUAUAUGCAAGUAUACAGUUAGUUUCUCUAGUGUUGAAAUGAGAUUUUAUACAUUCUUUUGCAUGGUUUCUGGAUCCCUCUACUUUUCACAUGUGUAUAGAAAAUUACACAUGCUAGCAACUGAAGCCAUAACCUGUAGAUUUUUUUGUAUUUUUGUUCAUGAAACAUGUACAUUGUUCAUUUUGGUGCUGACUUUAGUUUAGGCAGAGCAAUGGCUGAAAUAACCCCACACAGUCAGAGAAAAUAAGCCAUGCCUCCCAAGCAAAUACAUGGACAGAUUGUACAUUUCAGGCUGGUGCUGGAAAUUCUCCUGUUAGGCAUUAAUCUUUUUACCUGUAGCCCAUUAAAAUAUUCCUUGGAAGGGUAAUGCUUACCAGGCCUUACUGCAAAUGAAUUUCAGAUCCUAUCAUGACAACAAGUUUUGGGGUGCAGAACUUUUAACAUGAACACUGAGAACCUAGGGGGAUGAGGACCCCCCCCCCCGAUGGUUUGGUCCCAAAGGUGGAUGGGAGCAGUAAACUACUUCAUAGUUUCACUCUGUCUUCACUCAGUUUUCACACUUGUUUUGUACACCAUGUUUUUCACUGUUCAAAGGUCAGGUUCUUACAUUGCUCUGUAUAUGUUAUAUUUUGAUAUAGUUGAAAACUUUUCUGUAAAACUACCAAUUAAAAUAAAAAUGAAAUGAG